Molecule: messenger RNA, 351 nt
Organism: Symbiodinium natans
Lineage: Eukaryota; Dinophyceae; Suessiales; Symbiodiniaceae
Source: the annotation of a GenBank genome assembly
AUGGGACUUCCACCUGUGAUCUGGUCAACGGGAGGUGUGCUCGCCUUGGCAGUAUGCAGGAGCAGGCUAGCUGCCUGGGGUCGGCUUCGAGGGGCCUUCCGGACUCGACACAACAAUUUCCAAGGAUUUCUGCGAGCUUUGGAGGCGUUCAUUUCAAGUCGCAUCCAGCGCGAAGAGAGAGACGAUCGCUCUGAGUUCACGAUCAACUACAAACUUCUCUUCGAUGCAGACCCCUGGGCCGGGUGGAAGUGCUGGAAGCUUGUCUUCAUCAUGUUGCAGGCUAUCACAUCGGGGUCAAUGGCAUCAUGCAUCACAUCAGUACUCCCGUGGCGCUGGAGAUGCCCUCCGUGA